CAGCGGCGGGGAGGGCGGCUCCGCUCCGGUCGGCUCGGCUCGCCUUUGCCCGCGCCCAGCCCUGCGCGGGGGGAGCCGCCGACCGCCGCCGCCGCUCUGUCUUUGUGGCCGCGGCUGCCGCCUCACCGCCGUGGGGACGCCCGCUGCGCCGCGACUGCCGAGGAGGUCGCUGCUGCUGUGGCGUAGCCGGGAGAGGUUGGCGGGGAGGCGAGUCCCGGCGCAGCGGCAGCCAUGGGACUGCAGCCCCUGGAGUUCAGCGACUGCUACCUGGACAGCCCCUGGUUCAGGGAGCGGGUGCGAGCCCACGAGGCCGAACUGGAGAAGACCAAUAAGUUUAUCAAGGAGUUGCUCAAGGAUGGGAAAAAUCUGAUCGCCGCGACCAAAAACCUUUCAGCAGCCCAGAGAAAAUUUGCCCAUUCUCUGAGAGACUUUAAAUUUGAAUUUAUUGGUGAUGCAGAGACAGAUGAUGAAAGAUACAUAGAUGCAUCACUUCAUGAGUUUUCAAACUUUUUAAAAAAUCUGGAAGAACAAAGAGAAAUUUUGGCACUCAGUGUUACUGAAACUCUGAUCAAACCUUUGGAAAGAUUUAGGAAAGAGCAGCUAGGAGCUGUAAAGGAGGAAAAAAAGAAGUUUGAUAAAGAGACAGAGAAGAACUACAGUUUGUUAGAAAAGCAUUUGAAUUUAUCAGCUAAGAAGAAAGAGCUACAAUUACAAGAGGCAGAUAACCAAGUGGAGCAGAAUAGAAAACACUUCUAUGAGCUGUCACUGGAGUACGUAUGCAAGUUGCAAGAGAUACAGGAGCGGAAGAAAUUUGAGUGUGUGGAACCUGUGCUAUCAUUUUUUCAGGGUUUGUUCACUUUCUAUCAUCAGGGAUAUGAACUUGCUAAAGACUUCAAUCAUUACAAGAUGGCCUUGCAGAUAAAUAUACAAAAUACACGAAAUCGUUUUGAAGGAACAAGGUCAGAGGUAGAGGAGCUCAUGAACAAGAUCAGAAGAAAUCCUCAGGAACAUAAAAGAGCAAAUCACUUCACGAUGGAAGGCUAUCUCUAUGUACAGGAAAAAAGGCCUGCUCCCUUUGGUUCCAGCUGGGUGAAGCACUAUUGCAUGUAUAGGAAAGAGACAAAGAAGUUCACCAUGAUCCCAUUUGAACACAGAUCAGGAGGGAAAGUUGGCGAUGAGGAACUCUUUGUCCUUACGUAUUGUACCAAAAGAAAUACAGAUACUAUAGACAGGCGAUUCUGUUUUGACUUAGAAGCUUCAGACAGGCCUGGAGUUCCUGUGACCAUGCAGGCGUUUUCUGAGGAAGACAGGAAGCUGUGGAUGGAAGCCUUGGAUGGAAAAGAAGCUCUGUUCAUCAAUUUGAAUAGAGCAAAUGCAAAACGAGAGGGAAGUGCGCAAUUGGAUAAGAUAGGGUUCACUGUCAUCAAAAAGUGCAUCAGUGCUGUUGAAACACGAGGUAUAAAUGACCAAGGAUUGUACAGAGUUGUGGGGGUGAGUUCAAAGGUCCAGAGACUUCUGAGUUUGUUGAUGGAUGCCAAAACCUGCAAUGAAGUUGACCUGGAAAACUCUGUAGACUGGGAAGUGAAGACAAUUACUAGUGCUAUGAAGCAGUAUCUGCGAAGCCUUCCAGAGCCACUGAUGACAUACGAGUUGCAUGGAGAAUUCAUCGUUCCCGCCAAAAGUGGGAGUCCUGAAUCUCGAGUUAAUGCUGUUCACUUCUUGGUCCAUAAACUCCCAGAAAAGAACAAAGAUAUGCUGGAAAUUUUGGUGAAACAUUUAGCGAAUGUUUCAAAGCAUGCCAAGAAGAAUCUAAUGACUGUGGCAAAUCUAGGGGUAGUAUUUGGACCAACCUUAAUGAGGCCACAGGAAGAAACUGUAGCAGCCAUCAUGGACCUGAAGUUUCAGAAUAUCGUUGUUGAAAUCCUGAUAGAAAAUCAUGAGAAGAUUUUCAAAACCCUGCCUGAUGCCACUUUCCCUGAGCCAAUCUCAAUGUCAGUAUCUCCUCCAAAUGCCCCACCAAGGCAGUCAAGAAGACAAGGACAACGUAUUAAGAGGCCUCUGGCUGUUUACAAUCUUUGUCUUGAGCUGGAUGAUGCUGACAGUCACAGCUCUCCCAGAGAAGACACCCCAACCGGGAGCAUGGAUUCUCUUUCUUCCCAGUCUCCGACACCUGCCUUCUCUAGUAGCCCCCCUGGGCUCCUGGAUGGAAAUCACCUUAUUAUGGACAGUGGUGAUCUUGCAGGCUGGACAACAAAUCUUCCUGGUCAAAGCCGCCCGUCGAUGGUCUCAUGGAUGAAUACUCCAUCUGCUAACCCAGCUGCCAGAAAUACUGCACCAUCCACUUUCUUCUUCCCUAACCCUGCCACUGGGAGUGACAGAGCAGUGGAAAGCAUUGCUCACCGAAAAGCAAGAGCAGUUUAUCCCUGUGAAGCAGAACAUAGCUCUGAAUUAUCAUUUCAGAUAGGAGCAAUUUUUGAAGAUGUGCAAUUUUCCAGAGAACCAGGAUGGCUAGAAGGCACACUAAAUGGCAAGAGAGGACUUAUUCCACAAAAUUAUGUUCAGUUUUUAUAGCUUUGUGCAUUGAACGCCAAGAAGGUGUACAUGGUAUCCAUGGAUUUUUGUUAUAGUCACUUCUCUCCACUUUGUGACUGCUUUUAAUCAACAAAGAGCCUGACUAUGGGUUGAAGAUCCUAAUCUGUAUAAAGACAUUAAGUGUUGCCAAAUAUGAAUUACAAAAAAAGAUUCUUUAAGGGUUGCAAUGGGGGGGGACGGGACAAGAAAGGGGGAUGGAAGGAUAGGUUAAUUUUUUACUAGGGUGCUUUUUUUCAAUUGUAAAGAGCAGUAGUGGUAUGUUUGUUUGCAAUGCAACUAGCAUUUUAAGUCAAGUAUUUGGUUGAUCUGUGACUCAACUAUCAGCUGAAGAUUUUUAUAAACUUAGUGUCCUGGAGAUCAUGAAUCGAUAACCAGCAUUUUUAACAGAAUAUUAUUUGGGUUUGGAAAAUACUGUUAGUUAAGAAAAGCUAUCAUGCUGACAAUUAAAUUAUGUUUCAAAGUGGAAUAGACAGUACGGAACACACACCAGUAAGUAAAAUAAUAGGUAUCAAGACGUGACAUUUUUCAAAUGUCUUCAAAGAAUACAUUCAUUUAUGUUGUGUGUAUGAUUUCAUUUAUUUUAUGAAGAUAAGACACAUGAACUUUUAUCACAGGCUCCUAUAUGUCAUGGUUCCUUUGCUACUCAAAAAUAUCACUGUAAAUGAAAUAAAACGUCAUUUGCUAUUUGACCUAA
Harpia harpyja (harpy eagle) is the source of this 3286-nucleotide messenger RNA. RefSeq names its product Rho GTPase activating protein 10 (gene ARHGAP10). Lineage: Eukaryota; Metazoa; Chordata; Aves; Accipitriformes; Accipitridae. Gene Ontology annotation, cellular component: cytoplasm. The transcript has 23 exons. Gene Ontology annotation, biological process: signal transduction. Gene Ontology annotation, molecular function: GTPase activator activity; protein binding. The record is from RefSeq and is a predicted model, not a curated record. The coding region runs from base 232 to 2571 and encodes 779 amino acids.